AGCUCCCUCAACCACGUCGCGGAUCGAUUCCCAAAGUUCUCCACAGCCUCGUUACCCUACAAAUACAAACACCCCGCCAAACAAAUGCCCACUCGAAGAUAACACUUUCACUCUAUUCUCCGAUCGAGUUAGAGAUCUGAACUACGAAUUUCUGGAAUCGAAGAUUUGUUUUCGGAUCGAUCGAAAAUGUCGGGACGUGGGAAGGGAGGCAAGGGAUUGGGAAAGGGCGGAGCGAAGCGACACCGUAAGGUCCUACGCGACAACAUCCAAGGCAUCACCAAGCCAGCCAUACGCCGUUUGGCUCGCAGAGGAGGAGUGAAGCGUAUCAGUGGUCUGAUCUACGAGGAGACUCGUGGGGUGCUCAAGAUUUUCCUGGAGAAUGUGAUUCGUGACGCUGUGACCUACACUGAGCACGCUAGGAGGAAGACUGUGACUGCCAUGGAUGUGGUUUAUGCUCUCAAGAGGCAGGGAAGGACACUUUACGGGUUUGGUGGUUAGGUUUUUUGUCUGUCAAAAGUCUUGCUGUCAAGAAAUUAUGUAAUGUGGUUUUGGGUUUGCUGGGGUUUAUAUGAUUCAUCUUGGUAGGGGUUCGUCUCUUUCUCUCUCAACUGUUCCAUUACCAGUUUUUGUAAGAUUUGCUUGUGAAAUGGGGUUUUUGGAAUAGUAAUUCCCUAAUUUGGUCUCCUCUUGCUUUUGUUGUUGCC
Ilex paraguariensis (yerba mate) is the source of this 704-nucleotide messenger RNA. Lineage: Eukaryota; Viridiplantae; Streptophyta; Magnoliopsida; Aquifoliales; Aquifoliaceae. The record is from the annotation of a GenBank genome assembly.